UGUGCCUGCGUCGGUUUCCCCUUAUUUGUGUGAUCAUCUGCUUCCUGCACUAAUCAUCUGAGAAAAUAGACAACAAUGCUGAUCAAAUUGAAGGAAAAACAUGAAGAACACCUCAAAUUCUUUAGCAGUCAACCUCCUGAGGUUUUGGAAAACUUCUGUCAGCUGUCAGAAAAGCACCUGGAAAAAGGAACAGUGCCAAAGGCAUACUCUAACGCAGCAAAUAAAUUGAAUGUCAGUCCAGAUACCGUCGAAAAUGCUUUAAAAUCAAUAAUUUACCUCAUGGUGGAAACUUGCAGAUAUCAAGUUAGCGAAGAAGAGUUAAAUGUGACAUUGCUGGCGUUGGGGUUUUCUGAAGAGCACAGAAAAAUCCUGUUACAGCACCUGCAGAGCAAUUUGAUUUCUAAAGAUGAUUUGCGACCGUUGAAAUUGCACACACCCCACUACAAAAAUCUUCAGUGGAGGUUAGAGGCACUGAUGAUGAGCAGAUCGUUGCUCAACACAGCUGGAGAGUGUUCUAUUGUGAUAAAACUGCAACUUUCCACAGGAUAUAUGUGCCUCUCUGUCCCUCCUGAUGUACUGUUGCAUAUUACAGAAGUGUUUGAAAGAGCACUGGCUGAAAUUAACUCAAGGCAUUCGAGACGAGCCCUUCGAAUGGCUCCUUUGACUUAAAAUUGAUGUCUGUUCUAUUUAUCUAUUUUUAUAAUUUUCGAGCCUAAUAAAGAGUCUACAAACAAGUUAAGAUUUAGCCUGAUAAAUGCUGGUUUCGAAAUUGGAGUGUCUGAUUUAAGUCCUUAAAUUAAAAAGCUAUAAAUGUUAUUCCAAAUAUUCAGCAUUUAAUAAUUUAAAUGUAAUGAAUAAUGAUCUUUCAACUGAUAUUAAAGCAAUUAUUACUAAGCCAA
This is a messenger RNA of Cloeon dipterum, 899 nucleotides long. RefSeq names its product COMM domain-containing protein 2-like. Lineage: Eukaryota; Metazoa; Arthropoda; Insecta; Ephemeroptera; Baetidae. The record is from RefSeq and is a predicted model, not a curated record. The transcript has 5 exons. The coding region runs from base 76 to 669 and encodes 197 amino acids.